Molecule: messenger RNA, 6880 nt
Organism: Aplysia californica (California sea hare)
Lineage: Eukaryota; Metazoa; Mollusca; Gastropoda; Aplysiida; Aplysiidae
Product: zinc finger CCCH domain-containing protein 11A
Molecular function (GO): metal ion binding
Source: RefSeq, a predicted model, not a curated record
GGUCUGCAAAAGCUGCAGGCAAAGUGUUUUUAUUUGACAGAAAAUAAAACAGCAGGGGAGGUAUAAUAAUUAUCCAUGUAUACAUGGUGCCCCUUGUUUAAAGCAUUGGCUGCCUGUAGAAGGCCGACGACUAUUUUCUCUGUCUGUCCUGAAGUUGCUAGCAGACCACCAUUUUUAUUGUUCUAGCUAACCAUAGCCGCAAUGGUUUUGCUCUAGAUCUAGUCUAGCCUACUGAAAAUACGAUUUAAAGAGACAUCACAGAGUUUGCAAACAGAUCUUGUUCCCUCCUGACAUGUAUCAUAAUCUAAUCUAGAUCUAGAUCUAAAGAAUUCUAGUCCAAGUCUAAAACUAAAAUCUAGAUCUAGUAUUUGUGGGUAAUGAGAAAAAAAUUCCAUACAUUACCUGAAAGGAACACUUUCAUCUCCUCCAAAGUCACCCUCUUCCACUUUUCUAAGUACUUGUUCUCUCCCACAUCACUUGCGCUCUGCUUUUGAAAAGCAUACUCGUUGGUUUGUGCGACGAAAGAUCCAAUCUGUUCAUCGUCAAUGAAUGUCUUGAAGAAGUCAAUUGGUUUCAUGUCAACGUUAAUGGUAGCCAGAAGUGUGGCUCCUGUGAAUUCACUGACUGGGGGUUUUGAAACGUUGUUGGUGAACAUUUUCCAACCGGACUCUACAUCGGCGGGGUGGUCAGCAUCAUGAGACGGGGCAAAGUCUAGUACAUUUAGUUACCCCCGGUUCGGCUCUUCCAUCAGUACAUCGUCGGCUGUAAAUCCUUCAAAUUCUUCAUCAUUUGAGUCUUCCUCAGGCAUUAGAUCAACAAAGAAACGCAAAUCUUCCUCUGCUUCUGCCAUGCUUGAAAGGUGGAGCCCUGACGAAAACGCACUGGUCAGUGAAAAAAAGGCAUUGGUCAGAGGAUUGAAAACGCGUGGUCAACGGUAUAUAAAAAGCGCUGUUCAGGACCGCACAAAAAACUUGUUUCUCGGUUUCUAACGCUAACGAAUAGUCGCAAUCAGGCCUUGAGCAUGUGCGAGCACUGAUGCAAAUAGUCGCGAACAGAGCUCUAAGAGUUAAGAUGAGUUGACACUGGUCCAUCCUCUUGCUUGGUCUCGAAGCACCCAGGUGUAGAGUUGCAUGCCUUAAUAAAGAAGUAAAAAUAACAAAUUAUUGGUAGCUAUAACAAAUUUUUUAUCACAAAUGCUCAAUGUUGACCUCGCAUCGAGUCAAAUUGUGUCGCUCCGUCUUGCAUCUCAACUUGGGGACAAGGCUGCUUGACAGGCUUGAAGGGUGGGAGACUAAGGUCAGCCGUUCCCUCUUUCAACUCCCCUGCACCGCUAUCAGUUGUUUCAAUUUUGAAACCGCAACUUUCACCUUCCUCGUCUUCCUCCGCUGGACUUGGCAUAUUCGUUGGAAAUGAGUCGUCGUCUCUCCUGUCCUCAUAAAGUUGACAUCCAAAGGCUCAUUUAUCCGCUUUUUUGAAAAUGGGAUACUUUUUUCUCGAAUUGGCUUCUUCUUCUCUGUUUUUGGCUUCUUCCCAUUUAUGGGUUUUGUUGUAUCCGUUUUGAUCAAUAUUCCUCAGAUUUGCUUCUCUUUGUUAUAGCUUUGUUUUUUCUUUUGGGGCUAAUUUGGAGUUAGAGGUAAGAUGAGAGUGGGAGCACAAAAAUAAAAUCUCUCUACAGACGUUCAAAUUUCUUUUUUUUUUUUUUAAAGCUACAACUUUUCAGUGAAGACAGACGGUGAAAAUAUUUUGGAUUAAAAAAAAAUUAAGUUAUCUUUAUUGUAGCAUGAGUUUUUGUAGUUCGUCUUUGCACUUGUGGUCUGUUUGGUAUUGUCAGGAGUCUCUGUAAUUUUUGUCCCCUAAAAUUUGCUCUGUCUGCUCAUUUUUUCUUAACCUGAAGCUGAAGUGUAAAUCAUGAAUGAUGUAGGGUUUCAUAUAUUUAGUGAAGUACAGUAAAAAAACACCUCAACAUAAAACAAACUCACAAGACAUUUUGUGUAAAUGCGAGAUAUGGAGAAAUUGAAAAUUGGUGGUAGCUUCAGGUGUAGGCUUUGUUGAAAGAUGAAGACAAGUGAUGUUGCUGGAUUAGACUCCAGUUACAGUUAACGAGUAUUAAAUGUUACAUAUUUGAAGCUGCUUUUAUGGAGUAAGUAUCAAUAGUAAGAUUGUCCCCAGAUGGUAUUGUUAAAACGAAAAAGUAAGCAAGAAAGAAUUACUGGGUCAGUACUUUGUUUUGUAAACCUAGAAUUAUUAUUUGGGGACAAGUAGGCCUAGGUGGAAAAAAAGAGCUGUUAGGCUGUGUUGUAUUUCUGAUGUUGGACCAUGAUGGACCCAGUCCUGACGAUUCAGCUGCAGAGAUGACUCUUCAUGAGUAAUAGUGGCAGAAAAAUUGCCUCCUGUUGUUCCCUGUUGUGAACUUGUGAUCCAGAACAAGAGUCUUUGCUGUUUUCUGUCUUCAAACUUCUUUCAAUUUAUGAUUGCACCUCUCAUUCGAUAGCACAGUUUGACGGACAACCACCAUGGCAACCCUUGGGGAUGACUGCUAUUUCUUCUUCACGUCGACCUGUGCUAAGGGCAGUGCAUGUCCAUUCCGACAUGUUGAAGCUGCAAAGUCUAACAGAAUAAUUUGUCAGCACUGGCAGAUGGGAGGAUGCUACAGACCUAUGUGCAAAUUCAGGCAUUCAAGUUUUGAAGUUGUCCCAGUGGGGAAGACGGAAGUCGCAUGCUUUUGGGAGAGUCAACCGAGUGGAUGCACAAAAGCUAACUGUGGUUUCAAGCAUGUCAAACCGAGACCGACCAGCGACAUUGUCACUUCAACACAGCCAGCUACAGCUGCCGUCACUGCUCCAGUAGCUGAGGAGAGCUCUUCCGGCAAGUUCUCCGUCCCUCAGGUCCCCCCAGUCAUCAUUCAGCCAGCAGAAUCUGAAGAGAGUAAUUCUUCACCAAUCAAGCGACCCCCUAAUGUGAGCAGCCGUGAAAAUGGACAAACACAAGAAUCUAAAGCUGACCUCAAAGAUGUGCAAGCCAGUCUUAAUAAAACAGAAGGGGUUAAAGAAGAGAUUGGGGGUUUUGAGACAGAUAAGACUGACAACUUGAAUGUGAAAUCUGAAAAAGUUAACAAAAGCCCAGCACCUUCUGCAGAAGGCAAACCAAAAGUGAAGAAAGUUAAGAAACUGAGUGCAGGUACUGUCAAAGGAAAGAAAGUGGUAGCGAAGAAAAAACCUGGUGCUGUUAAGAAAAAAGUGGGCACUGCAGGUACUGCUGUCAAAGGAAAGAAAAUGCUAAAGCCGAAAGCUGGUGCUGAAAAGAAGGCUGGGACUAAAGUACCUCCUCGUCAGAAUGUCAAAGAUCGUUUGGGGUCAGCAACCACAAAGAACGUGGCCAAAGUUCAAGGGAAUGCUGAAAAGGACCAUGUUGAAUCAAGUGCUGAAGAUUCUGAUGAUUCAAUUGAAAACAUCAAAGUCAUGUCAAUGGAAGAGAUUUUUCGGCAAAAAGCCCUGGAGUCCAUGAUGAAAAAGAGGGCUGCUGCUGGGAAGGAACCUUUACCCACAGAAAAAUCUAAAGUGUCAACUCCAAAGUCUGGAAAUGUGAAGACAUUAACUACAAGAGGACUUCAGAAACAAGGGCUUGGUACGAAGCAAGUGCGACCUGUUACUAAAACGGUGAAGGUAGUGAGAAAGUCUGUCCCAGCUUUGAAAAGGAAAGAGCCUGAAGAUGAAGAAUCAGAAGACGAGGAUGAAUCGUCAUCCUCCUCGUCAGAAUCUUCCGACUCCUCUUCAUCGGACACUAGCGAGGAGGAAGACUCGGAGGACUCAAACGACUUUGAGCCUGAUGUGCGCAGAGUUGUGGUUGAUGUAGACUCCGAGAAAGCUGCAAGGAGAAGAGCAAAAGCAAGUCUUCUGGCUAAGAAAAAACUUCAAGCUCAAAUGGCGGAGAGUGCUAUUCACAGAAGUGUGACUGGGAGAGUAGGUAAAACAGGCAAGAAAGUGAAAUCUCAGAACCGCCUCUUCUCUGGAGCGCUGGAGUCUCUGGGGAAGAAAGCAUUGAAGGAAAGCAAGAAGCGAGUGAUCAAUAUGGACUAUGAUUCAGAUGGCAUCGUACCUGGUGCUCACAAACGUCUGAGCAUUCGAGACCGGCUGGGAAAGUCCACAGCAGACAUGGCCACCUCUGGGGUGUUGGCUCGAGCGUCGCGGCUGGUGGAAGCCCACGACGCGGGCGUGCACUCGGCCGGUGAAGGUUCUCCCAGGAAGACGGUGUUGAAAACCGCUCCGGAGCAGGCCAUGGAGUCGGAAGAUGAGUCUGAUCCUUUGUCGGAUGUGAAGGUGAAGACUCUGGAAGAGAUUCGUCGUGAGAAGAUAAGAAAGAUGGCUGCGGAAGAAGGCCCCGGUUCCUUGAACUUGUCUCCUGUAAGAAAAAGACUUGACAUGUCGACCUUUGACAAGGAUGAGGAACCCAGUGAAAGAGGAAGACAAGUGAUGAUUGUUACAGAACCAGACACCAAAAUGGAAAUUGAGACUGCAGUCAAAUCUUCUGAAGACCAAAAGAAGCAAAAGCGGAGACCUUGGAAGUCUCAGAAGCGCAACCUUGUGGAAGAUGGAGGAGAUGAGCGUAAAACUGUUAUAAAAGGGCCUGAAUUUUCUGUGGAAUUGGACUCGAACUUGUUUGGCAAGCAGAGAGAGGUUGAGACAGACGAGUCACCUCUUGACAAUUUGUCCCCUUUUGCACAGCUGAGAAGAAAAGCAUUGCAAAAGAAGUUAGAGAGUAGAAAGCAAAGACUGGGCCCAGUCGUUGUCUGUCAAGAAAGUGACAGCCUGGCAGCUGACCAAGACGUUCAAACGUCUCAAUUUGAAGCUGGAGAGGCCCAGGAUGGUCUUGAUGAUGGUGAUGAUGAAGGAAAGAAGUCGUCCAAGUCUCGUAAACAUAAGCACAAACACAAACACAAGAAGUCAAAAGGGGAGCGGCAAAUUUACAUGCCACCAGCAUUGAAAAAAUCAGUUGCUUUGGUGAAGCCCACGCAAGCCUUGUCUCAUGUGACAGAAACUGUGGAAGUCCCGGAGGUAGAGGACUCGGCUGCGGCUGUGCGUGAGGGCAGGAGGAAGAGGGGACCUCAUCCCAUGGCCGCAGCGUGGUCUGCUGGGCUUUCUCUGUCCUCGAAAGGCGGCAUGGUCAAACGUCCAGAGAUGGCGGCUGCUUCUGGUGCUGGUAUGGAAAGGAAAAUUUUUGCUGAGCCCACAGUGUCUGUUUCUGCCAGAAGCAGGUUGGGAAACGUCAGCACUGAGCCAGCUGCUCCGGCCUCUACUUCUGAAUCCUCGGAGGUUUCCAUCAAGUCAUUUUCUGAAAUCAUGGCAGAGAAACGUCGGAGGAGGUUGGAGAUGCAGGCACAGAAAGCAGCCUCUAGUACCCCUGGUUCUGCCCUCUCUUCCUCGGGCGCCCCUGUGAAGGUGCAAAGUACAGCAGGUGUCAAACCAUUCAACUCUAGUCCUCUGAAAUCUCGAGUACCCAUAAGCCCCAUUGUUUUUGAAAAAGAUCCUGUAUCAAGGGUCAAGUCACAACCCAUGCCCACAGCAGUCUCCAGCCUCAAGCCCACUGUUCCCGAACCGCCACAUGGGAGCUCAGCUGUGACUGUUAAAAACAGAGCAGCCUCUGCGAGCACCAGUGUUGUCCCUCCCACACAGAAAGUCUUGCCCAACACUGGCAAUAAGACACUAGUCCAAGGUGGAUUUACUCCAAAAAAGAAACUUUUCAAGAAGAGAGUGUCCGUCGAGAGGCCAGAAGAAGAUGCCGCUAUCUUGGACUUACACGACAACUCUUUAUCGUUAUCAUUGGAUUUAUCCGACAGUUCUUCACCCAUUCCUUUCAAAUCACCGAAAGUGUUAUCUGUGAACUCUAACCCCGUGGUGGGCAGUGAUAAUAACCGUAGAACCUUGGCCAGUGCCGUCGACGCUGCCCCCUCGUUCUCAGUCCCCGCAGCUGUGCCUCAGAACAAGAGACCAAUCCAGCCAGCCGCCCCCCUCCCUGCUCAGGGCGACGUGAGCCUCACCCUGUCCGCUGCCACAGCUCCUGUUGUGUCGAGUUCAUCUGCUGUGAAACACAAGUCUCCAGCUGCUGUUGAACCAGAGAUAGUGAAGAAAAAAUCUCGGCUGUCUCUCGAUGAUGAGUUUGCCUUGUUAGACGGUGGAGAUUUUGCUCAAGAGGAGAAUGCUGCGGCUGUGGAUGAGGAUAUUGAUGAUCUCUUACAAGACAUUGAUGACUUAUUGGCGUAGUGUCCUUCAAGAAAUGUUGUUUACAGAUGUUAUGGGGAAGUGGCAUUUUCAAGUGUGAUUUAAAAAAAAAAUAAUUUUGAGUGUGAACCUGAUCAGUGACCCAAGUAUAGUAUCAAAGCACAUUAAUUUUUUUAUUUUUUUUUGGUGCUUUUAGUGAUCAGACACCAUAUUGUUUAAUCUAUCAUCUAUAGCUCCAUCCGUUUUCUCCACCAUCAGACUUUACUUGAUGAUAUAUAUUCAGUUGUUAUUUUUCUGAAAGAUCUCAAAGUGGUUGAAUGAAUGGAAUAAUAUUUUUUCAACUUGAAUUUGUAGUGGACAUCCUUUCCUGCCGACUAAGAUACACUUGGUUUCAUGUAAAGUGCUUGGGGGGAUGGGGGGAAGUGAUCAUUUGCAUGUACAGGUCUUAGACGAGUUCGACUGUACUUUGAAUUCUUAGUGGGUCAGAAGAGGGUCGUCAGAAUUCACCCAGUUGGACUGAAAAGUUUCACCCUUCACUAUCUGGUACGUCUAUAGUAAUGCAUAUACCGGCGAACAUGUGAGAAAUUUUGCUGUUAACUUAUUUCUCUUAUUUUCCCCACUACUUCCACCUUAUAUUUGAUUUUGUAAAUAAAAAAAAAAAAAAA